AUGACCCUUAGGAGUGGCAAGGAGGUUGAAGGCCCGAAUCCAAAACUGAUUAUUCCAAAGGAAAAGAACGAGAACCAGAUUGAGCAAGAAAUUGAGAAAGAAGGCAAAAGCAGUAUAGAUGGUAAGUUAGAGAAGCCGAAAAAGUUGGACAAAGAAAAGGAAAUUUUAGAAGUGUUUCGCAAAGUGGAGAUCAAUAUUCCUCUAUUGGACGCGAUCAGACAAGUGCCCAAGUAUGCUAAGUUUUUGAAGGACUUGUGCGUCAACAAGAGGAAGUUGCAAGGAGAUGAAAAGAUAGUGGUGGGAGAAAACGUAUUAUCCUUGUUCCAAAAGAAGUUUCCACCCAAGUGUGGGGAUCUAGGCAUGUUUACUAUCCCUUGUAAAAUAGGAAAUACUAGACUUAGAAAUGCAAUGCUAGAUUUAGGAGUUUCGAUCAAUGUGAUGCCUAAGACUGUAUAUGCUUCUCUAAAUUUAGGACCGUUGAAGCAAACUGAGAUAAUCAUUCAGUUAGCUGACCGUUCUAAUACAUAUCCUGACGGGUUAAUGGAAGAUGUCUUAGUUCAAGUUAAUGAGCUAGUAUUUUCUACUGGUUUUUAUGUUCUUGACAUGGAUGACGAGAAUUCUAUGAAUCCAUCCCCUAUAAUAUUAGGAAGGUCAUUUCUAAGUACUAUCUGGACCAAAAUAGAUGUUAAUGAGGGGACUCUUACCAUGGAAUUUGAUGUAAAGAUCGUCCAUUCCAAUAUUUUUAAAGCCAUGAGAUAUCCCACUGAAACUGAUUUUGUGUGUUCUAUUAGUGUUAUUAACCCUGAGUUGCAGGAGGUUUUUCAACUUAAUGUUGAAGAUGAACUACAAGUGGCCUUGACCAAUUCACUCAAGUUGAACACAAAUUGUGGGAUGGAAUUAAGUGCCAAUCUUAAACACAUGGUUGAAGCACUACAGACUUUGGAGCUUCACACCAAGAGGUAUGAAUUUGCCCCAAUUUUUAUGCAUGAGUCUCAUGCGAAAUUGUUACUUUUUGUUAUGCAGGCACCUAAAGUGGAGUUUAAGCCUCUACCGAACCAUUUGAAGUAUGUGUAA
Messenger RNA from Coffea arabica (coffee), 1074 nucleotides. Lineage: Eukaryota; Viridiplantae; Streptophyta; Magnoliopsida; Gentianales; Rubiaceae. The record is from RefSeq and is a predicted model, not a curated record.